CAUUGCCAAUAGGGUUUUCUCUCUUUCUCUCUUAACACACUGGGACGCGGGGUUGCCGUCAACACAUAGGAGAGAUCGAUCUGUGCUCCAGCAACUCUCGAGAGAUCGUUCUGCACUCCAAGAUCGCUAUGUCACCACCUCUCUCUCUCUCUCUCUAUAUCUGGGCUGCCGUCAACAUAUCUUCCAAGAUCGAUCUGUGCUCCAACAUCUUCAAAGAUCGAUCUGUUCUCCAACAUCUUCAAAGAUCGAUUUGUAGUAUUCUGGGUACUAAAUUUCCGCAGGCAGAGAUAGGAUGGGAAAGACGAAAUCCACCGGUACUGAAAAUGAGGGAUCUGGAAAACGAAAAGCUACAUGGCCUGAUGAGGUAGUAGCUAUAUUUUGUGAUAUAGCUGUUAAGGAAGUGGCCAAGGGAAACAGACCUGGUACACAUUUUGAUAAAAAGGGAUGGUCAAAUGUUAUCAAGGCCUUUAAGGAGUUAACGGGAAGGGAUUAUGAUAAAAGGCAAUUGAAAAAUAAGUGGGAUUCACUUAAAAAUGAUUGGAAAUUGUGGAGUUCACUAUUGCAUAAGGAAACUGGUAUUGGAUGGGAUCCGACUAGGAAGACUGUCGAUGCACCUGCUGAGUGGUGGGAAUCCAAAAUUCAGAUCAAUCCAGAGUAUCGCAAAUUUCGUGACGUUGGAAUUAGUCCUGAAAUGAUGGCUGUUUAUGAUAACAUGUUUAGGGGUAGCACAACCUUAGGUCACUCUGUCAUGAUUCCCUCAGCUACUAUAGAUAUUGAAGAGGUGGUGGAGGAUUCUGAGCAUAAUGACAUUUCUGGAGAUAAUGGGGAGAUGGACCAACAAGGUGAACCAAGAGGGAAAAAGAGAAAAACUGUGGAGUGCCAAACUGGGCGUAAUAAAGAAAAAAAAGAUAAAGGAGUUAUGGGAGGGCCAAAGGGGAAGAAAGAAAAGGUGGGAGGUGCAGCUCAAUUGUCUAAACAAAUUGAUCGCCUUGUUGAAGUAGUCGAGAGUAGGAGUACAGCUACAUCUGUCCGUAAUACUAGUACAGAUCAAGGAACUAGUAUUCAGGAGGUGAUGCAAGUUGUUGCAACUUUACCAGGAGCAGAAACUGGUACCAAGCUAUGGUGGUUUGCAACAGAGUUGUUCUGCUCUCAAGAGAAGCGAGAGAUGUUUUCUAUUAUGACAGAUGAUGAUCUCAAGCUCCAGUUUCUGAUUCUUAAUCAGAAAAAAGCUGAAAAUUGAGUAGGCUGAUCCUACUUUGUAAUAAGAUGCGUGUUGCUUGUUGUUUAGACCUAAGCUGAACUCCUUUCUAUUUUUGUGAUUUUCCAGGAACUAAGAUUGGGUGAUGUUCAUUGUGUACGGUACUUUAUUUUACUAAGCUGAAAGUGAUAUUGA
This is a messenger RNA of Rosa chinensis, 1393 nucleotides long. RefSeq names its product L10-interacting MYB domain-containing protein-like. The coding region runs from base 293 to 1240 and encodes 315 amino acids. The record is from RefSeq and is a predicted model, not a curated record. Lineage: Eukaryota; Viridiplantae; Streptophyta; Magnoliopsida; Rosales; Rosaceae. The transcript has 4 exons.